Messenger RNA from Tinamus guttatus (white-throated tinamou), 3599 nucleotides. The record is from RefSeq and is a predicted model, not a curated record. NCBI's taxonomy places the organism in Eukaryota, Metazoa, Chordata, Aves, Tinamiformes, Tinamidae.
CCGGCUGAACAAAGACCUGAGGCACUAUCUCAACCAGCGCUUCCAGAAAGGCUCGCCGGAUCACGAUCUGCAGCAGACCAUCCGGGAUAACCUCUAUCGCCAUGCGGUGCCUUGCACAACUCGCCCUCCAAGAGAAGGAGAAGUGCCUGGUGUGGACUAUAACUUUCUGACUGUGCAGGAGUUUUUGGAGUUGGAGCGAAGUGGGACCCUUCUUGAAGUAGGAACAUAUGAAGGGAACUAUUAUGGGACGCCCAAGCCUCCGAGCCAGCCCGUCAGUGGGAAAGUGACUUCCACCGAUGCGCAGCAAAACCUGCCGCCCGGCUCCAAGCAGUCGACUCCAAAGCGGACCAAGUCUUACAAUGAUAUGCAAAAUGCUGGCAUAGUGCAUGCGGAGAAUGAGGAAGAGGAUGAUACACCUGAAAUGAGCAGUAGCUUCACAGCAGAGUCUGGUGACCAGGACGAGCACGGCACACACCUCACGCGCGCGCGGGCCCCGCCGUCUGUGAUCGAUAGCCACACCAACGUUCCCACCACGGAACCGUCUCAGAACCUCCCUCAAUACCUACCUCCUCCUGCCGAGGAUAACCUAGGUCCUCUGCCGGAAAACUGGGAGAUGGCCUACACCGAGAACGGAGAAGUCUAUUUUAUAGACCAUAAUACAAAAACAACAUCUUGGCUAGAUCCACGGUGCCUGAACAAACAGCAGAAGCCUCUAGAAGAAUGUGAAGAUGAUGAAGGGGUACACACGGAGGAACUGGACAGUGAACUAGAAUUGCCUGCUGGUUGGGAGAAAAUUGAGGAUCCCGUAUAUGGUGUCUACUAUGUAGACCACAUCAACCGGAAGACACAAUAUGAAAACCCCGUUCUUGAAGCUAAGAGGAAGAAACAGCUUGAGCAACAACAACCACCACCAGAAGAAUGGACAGAGGAGUGUCCAUCUCUCCCACCACCCGCUGCUCCAAACCAUGUUUCAAACAACCAAGAGGCAGUUCGGGAGGCACCAGUGCAAGGAAAACCCUUUUUUACCCGAAACCCUUCUGAAUUGAAAGGGAAGUUCAUCCACACGAAGCUAAGGAAAAGCAGCAGGGGAUUCGGCUUCACAGUCGUCGGAGGGGAUGAGCCGGAUGAAUUUCUCCAAAUCAAAAGUUUGGUGCUCGACGGCCCCGCAGCGCUGGAUGGCAAAAUGGAAACAGGGGAUGUCAUAGUCAGCGUGAACGAUACCUGCGUGCUGGGCCAUACCCAUGCUCAAGUGGUGAAAAUCUUCCAGUCCAUUCCCAUCGGUGCCAGCGUGGACCUUGAACUGUGCCGAGGCUACCCUCUGCCUUUCGAUCCCGAUGAUCCCAACACGAGCCUGGUUACGUCCGUGGCAAUUUUGGAUAAAGAGCCGAUCAUUGUCAACGGGCAGGAAAAUUAUGACUCUCCAGCGAGCCACAGUAGUAAAACGGGGAAGGUGAAUGGCCCAAAGGAAGCGAGGCCAAGCAGCCCCGCUGAAGUCUCUUCCAAUGGCUCCCAUAGCUACCCCAACGAUACAGUCUCUUUGGCAUCUUCAAUAGCAACGCAGCCUGAACUCAUAACUGUGCAUAUAGUGAAGGGGCCUAUGGGCUUUGGGUUUACUAUAGCGGACAGUCCCGGUGGGGGUGGCCAAAGAGUGAAACAAAUCGUGGACAGCCCACGGUGCCGAGGCCUGAAGGAGGGCGACCUCAUCGUGGAAGUCAACAAGAAGAAUGUGCAGAGCCUCACUCACAACCAGGUGGUGGAUAUGCUGAUUGAAUGUCCCAAGGGAAGUGAAGUCACGUUGCUGGUGCAGCGAGGAGGACUGCCGGCCCCGAAGAAGAGCCCCAAGUCGCAACCACUUGAGAGGAAAGACAGCCAGAACAGUUCUCAGCACAGCGUCUCCAGCCACCGCAGCGGGCACACGGCUUCGCCCGUGCACAGCACGCAGGCGCUGCCCGACUACGCGGCCUCCGACGCGCCGCCCGCCGACCAGCCGGACAACCCUGGGCAGAAAAAGCCGGAUCCGUUCAAAAUCUGGGCCCAGUCCAGGAGCAUGUAUGAAAGCCGACCUAUGUCACCUUCGCCUGCAGCUGGACUGAGCAAGGGGGAAAGAGAGAGAGAAAUCAAUUCCACGAAUUUUGGAGAAUUUCCAGAUUAUCAAGAGCAGGAUAUCUUUCUUUGGAGAAAGGAAACUGGCUUUGGAUUUAGGAUUCUUGGUGGAAAUGAGCCUGGCGAACCUAUUUACAUCGGUCACAUCGUGCCGCUGGGCGCUGCGGACGCGGACGGCCGUCUGAGGUCGGGCGAUGAGCUCAUCUGCGUGGAUGGGACACCCGUUGUUGGAAAAUCGCACCAGCUUGUCGUCCAGCUUAUGCAACAGGCAGCCAAGCAGGGUCACGUCAACCUGACCGUCAGGCGCAAAGUCGUUUACACAGUUCCCAAGGCAGAGAACGAAGUCCCAUCCCCAGCCUCGUCCCACCACAGCAGCAACCAGCCGGCCUCGCUGACGGAGGAGAAGCGGACCCCGCAGGGCAGCCAGAACUCGCUCAACACCGUCAGCUCAGGCAGCGGCAGCCCCAGCGGCCAACGCAGCGGGGGGAUCCGCCGCGGCGAAAACGAGGGCUUCGGCUUCGUCAUCGUGUCCUCCGUGAGCCGGCCGGAGGCGGGGACGACGUUUGCGGGAAAUGCAUGUGUGGCCAUGCCUCACAAAAUAGGUCGGAUAAUUGAAGGGAGUCCCGCCGACCGCUGUGGCAAGCUGAAAGUAGGAGACCGGAUCUUGGCCGUGAAUGGAUGCUCCAUCACCAACAAAUCGCAUUCAGACAUCGUCAACCUAAUUAAAGAGGCAGGAAACACCGUUACCCUGCGCAUCAUUCCAGGAGAUGAAUCCUCCAAUGCUACUUUAUUGACCAAUGCAGAAAAAAUUGCUACAAUUACAACCACACAUACUCCUCAGCAAAUACCACAGGAGACCAGGUCAGAUUAUUUUCCUUGAGGAGAGCAUCAUUUAACUUUCUGUUGAACUGUGCCUGUGUUGUCUUCCCCCCAGCAGGAUCAAGAUUUUUAUACUGUUGAGCUGGAAAGAGGAGCCAAAGGGUUUGGCUUUAGCCUGCGAGGUGGCCGGGAGUAUAAUAUGGAUCUGUACGUGUUGCGGCUGGCUGAGGAUGGUCCGGCUGAGAGAUGUGGGAAGAUGAGGAUUGGUGAUGAAAUCUUAGAAAUCAACGGGGAGACUACCAAGAACAUGAAGCACGCCCGGGCCAUAGAACUGAUUAAAAACGGUGGCCGCAGGGUCCGCCUGUUUCUGAAACGUGGAGAUGGCUCGGUCCCAGAAUAUGCGAUGAUACCUCCUAAUAUCGCUGCAUGUAUGAGAAAUGACAAGCUCGGGGAGUCUUGCUUCUACCUUAUGGGCCAUAAUCAAACUACGACCCCAGCAGUGACAGGAGCGGCGCCGCCGCCGCAGGUGCACAAAAUGUAUCGGAAAUGAGGCUGGCACCGUGCGACCGACGGCAGCACCCAUCAUCGGAGUCCAGUUAUCCACCAGACCUUCACAAACCAUCACCACACGGGGACGGGCGGGCUUACGCUAGAGACCUGAGAGGCAGCAGGGAGGC